Linum trigynum is the source of this 2069-nucleotide messenger RNA. NCBI's taxonomy places the organism in Eukaryota, Viridiplantae, Streptophyta, Magnoliopsida, Malpighiales, Linaceae. The record is from the annotation of a GenBank genome assembly.
GAGAUUGCUGGACGGUGUGGUCCAGCGAUAGUGACAUAUUAACCGGUCCGGAUUGGUAUCAAACUAGUUGCCCCAGAGAAAGAAAUGAACAUUUAACAAAAAAAAAAGAGAAGGAAAUGAACCAGGUGGAUCAUUAGUAUCGGAUGAGGAGGUAAAUAAAAUCAUGAAUUGGAUCUCUUUUUGUGGUAUUUUCGGUUUGAAUUUUACAAUUGAAUGGUGGGGAGGAUGGAGACAUUGCAACUGCAUUGCUAGGGAACAUUUCCCCACGAAACUGUAAAUGCAAGCAAAAGCCAUCUGAGUUCUCAAUUUUCAUUUCUUCACUACAAUUUUACUCCUUACAUGGUCCCAUGAUUCAAACCGAACCCUAGAAAAUAUCAUAUCCGACUCUCAUCAUGUUCGUAUAUACAAAUGGUAAAAGUACAUUACAAGAUUGAGACGAACGAAAUAUAAAUGAGAGAAGCUAACGAUUUUCUUUUUGUCAUAGUGUCCUCUAAUGAGAAGUAACAAAGAUAUAAAUAAUAUACAAGAUUUUUGCAGGUCGGGUCACAAAACGUAAAAGAAGGAGAAAAAUACGUUGGUCGGCAAAGUGACCAAUCCAAUGAUACAAUAGCUUGUUUUGCCACGAUAUGAGCAGUCACGUCAUUGUUAUGAGGCACACUGAAAAGAACCUUAUCUAGACUAGACCACUUGCAGGAUAGCUUCUAUCGCGUACGAUGAAUCCUUCGUAUUGACCUUUCGAAUUACCGCGUAUGUGUUACUACAAAAACAAAGCUUUAGAAAAUAAAAGAGUCAAACACCAACAAAGAAAAUGGGAGUUGCUAAAGGUCGCCCUUAGAAUUGCUAAAGGUCGCCCUAAAAAAGUUUAAAGUUACACUUAUAACCCCUUAUCUUCUUUACCUUCCUUUUAUCAAACAAACACCACUUGGACUAAAAAAACACUAUCUAAGGAGAGAAAAAUCCAUCAUCGUCAUUUUGAAGCCGAUAUCGUCGGUAGGACGUCUGAAUCAUGAGUAGCGACUCCGACGAGGUAAAUACCGAAACUGAAAAACGAAAAAAAAACCAAAAAAUGCCCAACCGCAAUUGACCUGCGGUUGGACCAUGGCCGGACCGCAAAUCCCCUGCGGUUGAACCAUGGCUGGACCGCAAUUGACCUGCGGUUGGACCAUGGCUGGACCGCAAAUGGUCCAACCGCAGGUGAUUUGCGGUCCAUCCAUGGUUCAACCACAGGGGAUUUGCGGUCCGGCCAUGGUCCAACCGCAGGUCACUUGCGGUUGGGCAUUUUCUGGUUUUUUUUUGUUGAAUAAUUUUCUAUUUUUUAUAUGAUUUAUGAUUUGUUCCAUGAGAUAAUUUGUUGGGUUUUGAUUUAUAUAAUUUUCUAGAUUUAUUUACAUAAUUAUUUUUGGAAUUGAAGGAUUUAGCAUUAGAAACCGCGGUUGACCGUCGGUCAGACCGCGGUUUGACUGCGGUUGCCAUUUUUUUUUUUUACCUUCUUCUCCGGCGCGACGGAACGAGAUGCUGUUGGUGACUGUCGGGCGCGCGGAACGAGCGGCGGGAGCGAGCGGCGGGCGCGCGGCGACGUGGGCGGGAGGCGACCGGGGGCGGCGGGACGAGCUGCGGGAGGUGACCGGCGGGCGCGCGGCGACGCGGGCAGCGGGACGAGCGGCGGCGGGCCGGCGGGAGGCGACGGGCGGACGGCGGCCGGCGACGUACAGGUGGCCGGCGGUGACGUGGUGAUCUGCAGAGGUGAGACGAGUUGAGGGGGAGGGGGAAUUGAAUUUGAAUUGUGAAUAAGGGUUUGUUUGUUUUGAGUUUUUGCUUAAGGGCAUAUAGGUAAUUUUUCAUUUAAGUUAGGGCGACGUUUAGCAAUUGUUAGGGCGACAUUUAGCGAUUCAGAAGAAAAUAUCUCGAAUAAUUAAGAAGUCAAUGACAAAUGGUUAACAAAAUUAAGUUGUCUAUUUUCUUAGUUGAGUUUAUUAAAAUGAUAGCUUUUCUUGUAAAAAUAUUUGGGACAUUAUUUGAGAAAGCAGUCUGGUAAAAAUUGGUCUGCCUAACAAAUUUCCCAGCACCAC